UCAAAUUAUUUAUUUACACAUCUCUUACCGGGUCACGGCAUUGCUCACCCAAAGCUGAGCGAUACUUUGCAACGAACAAGACUUCAGUUGAUUCUACGUACGCACAAUGGCCUUGAAAAGCAAAUUUCCCGAUGUUGCGAUCCCCGAGAACAUGUCGUGGCCUGAAUUUGUUUAUCAGAACUUUGACAAAUACGGCGACACAACAGCAAUCAUUGAUGGUACUUCUGGCCAUGCCUACACAUUCACACAACUUAAAACCCUCACCAAAAACUUCGCUUCAUCUCUGGUCAAAAGGGGCUUCAAAAAGGGAGAUGUUUUAGCCAUCUACCUUCCCAACGUUCCAGAAUAUCCCAUCGCUUUCUACGGCGCGGGUUUCAUUGGAGGCACGGUCACCACAGUCAACCCACUCUACACUACAGAGGAGCUGGAGCGACAACUACAGGACACCCAAUCCAGCUUUCUUGUCACAAGCCCUCUGUUCAUCGACAAGGCCAGAGCUGCGAGUAAAGCACAAGGCAAGAUAAAGAAAAUCAUUGUCAUCGGUGAUGAAGUUUCUGAAGAUUGUUUGGCGUUCUCCAAUCUCCUGGAAGACGACGGUUCCAGUUUUCCGUCACAAUGUACAGUCGACAAAGAUGACGUCGUGAGCAUGCCAUAUUCGAGUGGCACCACAGGGGUCCCCAAGGGAGUGAUGAUCACGCAUAACAACAUGAUAGCUGACACGUGCAUCAUGGAGGGUUCUGAAAUAUUUACACUCACGGAGCAGUCCGUGGUGAUGACGAUUCUUCCAUUUUUUCACAUUUACGGUCAACUCGUUAUGAUGGGUUCAGGCUUGCAUCAGGGCGCUAAGCUUGUAGUCCAGCAACGAUUUGAGCCGGAAAAGUUCUUGAAAGCCAUGCAAGAUCACAAGGUAACAAAUGCUCCGAUUGUUCCUCCUAUUGUUCUAUUCCUGGCCAAGCAUCCGUUAGUUGACAAAUAUGAUUUAUCGAGCGUUGAAGAAGUGACGUGUGGAGCUGCACCAAUGGGAGAGGGACUCGAGGAGGCUCUGAUAAAAAGAAUGCCCCGAGUGAAACGCAUCAGACAAGGUUAUGGCAUGACAGAAGUGCUUGUUACGCAUGUGCAACCCAGGGGAGAAAGAAAACCUGGCAGCGUUGGUGUCCUAUUGUCUAACGUGGAAAGUAAGAUUGUAGAUGUAACAACUGGUGCCAUGUUGGGUCCACAUCAGGACGGAGAGAUUUGUAUCAAGGCGCCCACAGUUAUGAAAGGUUAUCUGAAUAACCCCGAAGCCACCGCGCGUAUGAUCGAUAGCGAAGGAUGGGCACGUACGGGAGAUAUUGGACAUUACGAUGAAGAUGGACAUUUUUUCAUAGUUGACAGGCUAAAAGAACUCAUCAAAUACAACGCUUAUCAGGUCGCCCCGGCUGAGCUCGAAGCGUUGCUGAUUUCUCAUCUGAACAUCGAUGACGCUGCCGUGAUUGGUGUCCCGGAUGAGAAGAGCGGCGAGUUGCCGAAAGCGUUUGUGGUCCCCAAGGGAGAAAUCAGCCCAGAAGACGUUGUUGACUUUGUAGCGGAGAGAGUUGCGCCUCACAAGAAACUGAGAGGCGGCGUGGAAUUUGUUGACAAGAUUCCGAAGUCAGCAAGUGGCAAGAUUUUACGGAAGGACUUAAGAAAAAGAGAACUUGAGCGUACUAAGCAGUCGUAGAGAAUGUUUCAUUGGAUUUAAGCCCAUUGUAUGCACAAAUAGAUGGAAUGAGUGAAAUAAAUAGGACUGGUUUCUUAUGUUUUCUGCGAAUCUAUUUUAGCCUUAACUAUAGCCUAUUUAUUUUGCUCUAUUUGCAGUCGUUUCCAGAGUGUGGUUCUCAUCCGGCCCCCCUUCUGGAAUCACAACACCCCUAGAAAUCGAGCGUUAAUUACCUAACCUCGAGUCCCUACAAUUAAUUACCUUAAUUUCCCACAAGACCUGUUCCACAUGGUUCCGGCACGGAGUCGGACCGGACCAGGGGCUUGUUUCUCGAAGGUCCCGAAAGGUUUUCGCGCCCGGAAAGCCACAGCAAAAUCUCAAACCUUAUGAUAUACAGAGCUGUUUAAUUCGCAUAUUCUUAACAUAAACAGAGGUUCUCUUCAUACAA
Molecule: messenger RNA, 2126 nt
Organism: Orbicella faveolata
Lineage: Eukaryota; Metazoa; Cnidaria; Anthozoa; Scleractinia; Merulinidae
Molecular function (GO): CoA-ligase activity
Source: RefSeq, a predicted model, not a curated record